CAUGCAACCAAACUCUUCUUUCUUCAAAAAUUUUGCAUGUAUAUAUAUAUGUCCGUGGACGCAGGAGAUGCUUGCUUCUCUUUUAUCAUAGUACUCUCUCUUUCUCUUUCAUAUUUUCCUUCUUUCUGGUUUCUUCAUCUCCUAUUAAUUUUACCUCUCUUUCUCUCUCUACGUGUAUAGAAUUGGUUCUUUCAGAUCUCUUGUAGACUUCUCUGAAGAUUAAGUUGGCUUCCGGUUGAUAUCUGUUUGCCUGAGUGGGUCGAGAGGGAGAGGGGAUAGGAUUACGAAAGAAAUGAUUCAGUUUGGAGGGAUGAGCUCCCGCACUCUUUCUUGCCCAACUUUUGAGAUCCCGCGCCUGAAUGUCCAGAGAACCUUCGCUACAAUUGGGGGCUCACAUUUCAUCAACUCAUCGAAUGGAAACUUGAGAUUAAAGACAAAAAAUGGGUCAAUCUCCACUAUUAGGUGCAAUGUCGAGACACUGAAAAGGGCUGGCGAAGGCAACUGUCUUCCUAACCCUCAAGAGAAAUUGUUCUCUGAGAAAAGCACAAUUCUUAAUGAAGAAUGUUCUGCUGAGAUGCAGCUUACAAAUGCAACAUCAGCAUUUGGAACAGUUGCAGCUGAGAUCACUCCACGUGUUGAUGAAUUCUUUGAGGAUAGCAGUGAUGGAGAUUUGGACUGCCCAUCAGAAGGUUUUUCAUCAAUUCCUGAAGCUAUUGAAGAUAUACGCCAAGGGAAGUUUGUGAUUGUAGUGGAUGAUGAGGACAGGGAGAAUGAGGGGGAUCUUAUAAUGGCUGCGUCACUGGUAACCCCAGAAGCCAUGGCUUUUAUCGUAAAACAUGGAACAGGGAUCGUCUGUGUAUCUAUGAAAGAAGAUGCUCUUGAGAGGCUACAACUUCCAUUGAUGGUUAGCCACAGGGAGAAUGAAGAGAAGCUUUCUACAGCCUUUACGAUUUCAGUGGAUGCAAAAGUUGGUACAACCACUGGUGUGUCUGCAAAGGACAGGGCGAACACAAUUUUGGCUCUUGCAUCCCCACAUUCUAUGCCUCAGGAUUUCAACCGGCCUGGUCACAUCUUCCCUCUAAAGUACAGGGAAGGUGGUGUCCUGAAAAGAGCUGGGCACACUGAAGCAUCUGUGGACCUCUCAGUGCUGGCUGGAUUGGACCCUGUUGCUGUCUUGUGUGAAAUUGUUGAUGAACAAGAUGGUUCCAUGGCCAGAUUGCCGAAGUUGCGGGAGUUUGCAGAGAGAGAAAACCUGAAAAUUAUAUCCAUUGCAGACUUGGUCAGAUACAGAAGGAAGAGAGAGAAACUAGUUGAGCGUGCUGCUGUGGCUCGUAUCCCUACAACAUGGGGCCCAUUCCAGGCCUAUUGUUAUCGCUCUCAGCUAGAUGGUAUCGAGCAUAUAGCCAUGGUCAAGGGUGAUGUAGGGGAUGGGCAGGACAUUUUGGUGAGGGUACACUCGGAGUGCUUGACUGGGGAUAUAUUUGGGUCCGCAAGGUGUGAUUGUGGGAAUCAAUUAGCACUCGCAAUGCAACAAAUUGAGGCAGCAGGGAGGGGGGUAUUGGUGUACCUGAGGGGACAUGAGGGGAGGGGUAUUGGGUUAGGUCACAAACUACGGGCCUACAACCUUCAGGAUGAUGGAAGAGAUACUGUUGAGGCCAAUGAGGAGCUUGGCCUACCUGUUGAUUCCAGAGAGUACGGCAUUGGAGCCCAGAUUCUGAGAGACAUUGGAGUCCGGACGAUGAAGCUUAUGACUAAUAACCCGGCCAAGUACAUUGGCCUAAAAGGCUAUGGUUUGGCUGUGGUUGGCAGGGUCCCCCUUUUGACACCGAUAACCACUGAAAAUCGGAGAUACCUAGAGACAAAGAGGUCCAAAAUGGGCCACAUUUAUGGUUCUGAGUUCAAUGCUCACUUGGCCUCGAUCAUUAGUAAAAAUGGCACCCCAAAUAAUGAAGUUAAAUUACCUUCCUCGACCCCUGCUACUGGAAUUUGAUUCCACAUGAAAAGGUAGCCUUGGAUCCCUUGUUUGAAUAAAAUACAGGGGAUGAUUCUUUCUGUAAUUCAUUUCAAUUUUUCUUUUGUUAGCAAUUAAGGAGCUUGCAUUUGUGUAACAUCGCUGGUGAAGUAGCUGUGAUCUUGGUAUUCUUGGGUUAUAUAUAUUAUUUUGGAUGAGUGCUUUAAUUGUUGUUCGGCUAGUUGUAUUAUUUCUUGAUGAGUCUGCUUUAAAUUUUUGUUGGCCUAUUUAUAUA
Amborella trichopoda is the source of this 2246-nucleotide messenger RNA. Its product is annotated as putative bifunctional riboflavin biosynthesis protein RIBA 1, chloroplastic. Gene Ontology annotation, cellular component: chloroplast. The record is from RefSeq and is a predicted model, not a curated record. Gene Ontology annotation, biological process: riboflavin biosynthetic process. Gene Ontology annotation, molecular function: 3,4-dihydroxy-2-butanone-4-phosphate synthase activity; GTP cyclohydrolase II activity. Lineage: Eukaryota; Viridiplantae; Streptophyta; Magnoliopsida; Amborellales; Amborellaceae.